Messenger RNA from Mus pahari (shrew mouse), 3761 nucleotides. RefSeq names its product poly(ADP-ribose) polymerase family member 3 (gene Parp3). Lineage: Eukaryota; Metazoa; Chordata; Mammalia; Rodentia; Muridae. The record is from RefSeq and is a predicted model, not a curated record. Bases 501 to 2087 code for a protein of 528 amino acids. Gene Ontology annotation, cellular component: site of double-strand break. The transcript has 11 exons. Gene Ontology annotation, molecular function: NAD+ poly-ADP-ribosyltransferase activity.
GCCAGAGGUGCGGGGUUCUGUGAUUUUCCGCUGGGGCGGCGAUGAAGCUAAUACUGCCAGGCUCUAAAACAGGGAAUGGAAUUCAGGCAGCUCUGGAGAGGAGACUGUAUCCGAAUCCAUAGCUAAAAUCACCGGGCAAGUAGUGGAUAUAUGCUGCAUGUGUCUAGUCAAAGCUGCAUGAGGGGCCAGUCAGUUCGUGCGGCUUUGGAUACGUCUACAUUACUGACCUCUCAUCUCUGGGACCGGCCACCAACUUCACCCUACCCAGCCUCUGACUCACCCCACUAGCGGCCAGAUGGCUGGAAUUCUACACCACCCUCAAGCUCUUUCCCCUCCUCUCGUGAUUGCUGGGAAAUCCCUACCAAAGACCAGCCGAAGGCUCCCGAAGAGUCACUAGAUGGGAUCCCAGACUUGGAACUUUUUUCUUAGGAGGUACAUUCAGCAUUCCUGAUACCGGGCUGGGUAACAGCCACCUCUUCGAGGUCUCUUUGGGGAGAACCAUGGCUCCAAAACGAAAGGCCUCCGUGCAGACUGAGGGCUCCAAGAAGCGGCGACAGGGAACAGAGGAGGAGGACAGCUUCCGGUCCACUGCCGAGGCUCUCAGAGCAGCACCUGCUGAUAAUCGUGUCAUCCGUGUGGAUCCCUCGUGUCCAUUCAGCCGGAAGCCUGGGAUUCGGGUCCACGAGGACUAUGACUGUACCCUGAACCAGACCAACAUCGGCAGCAACAACAACAAGUUCUACAUCAUCCAGCUGCUGGAGGAGGGCAGUCGCUUCUUCUGCUGGAAUCGCUGGGGCCGAGUGGGAGAGGUGGGCCAGAGCAAGAUGAACCACUUCACCUGCCUGGAAGAUGCAAAGAAGGACUUUAAGAAGAAAUUUUGGGAGAAGACUAAAAACAAAUGGGAGGAGCGGGACCGCUUUGUGGCCCAGCCCAACAAGUACACACUUAUAGAAGUCCAGGGAGAAGCAGAGAGCCAAGAGGCUGUAGCGAAGGUGGACGGCGGCCCCGUGAGGACCGUGGUAAAGCCCUGCUCCCUAGACCCUGCCACCCAGAACCUUAUCACCAACAUCUUCAGCAAAGAGAUGUUCAAGAACGCGAUGACCCUCAUGAACCUGGAUGUGAAGAAGAUGCCCUUGGGAAAGCUGACCAAGCAGCAGAUUGCCCGUGGCUUUGAGGCCUUGGAAGCUCUAGAGGAGGCCAUGAAAAACCCGACGCGGGAUGGCCAGAGCCUGGAAGAGCUCUCCUCCUGCUUCUACACUGUCAUCCCACACAACUUCGGCCGCAGCCGACCCCCGCCCAUCAACUCCCCUGACGUGCUUCAGGCCAAGAAGGACAUGCUGCUGGUGCUUGCGGACAUCGAGCUGGCGCAGACCUUGCAGGCAGCCCCUGGUACGGAGGAGGAGAAGGUGGAAGAGGUGCCACACCCACUGGACCGAGACUACCAGCUCCUCAGGUGCCAGCUUCAACUGCUGGACUCCGGGGAGUCCGAGUACAAGGCAAUUCAGACCUACCUGAAACAGACUGGCAACAGCUACAGGUGCCCAGACCUGCAGCAUGUUUGGAAAGUGAACCGAGAAGGGGAGGGAGACAGGUUCCAGGCCCACUCCAAACUGGGCAAUCGGAGGCUGCUGUGGCACGGCACCAAUGUGGCCGUGGUGGCUGCCAUCCUCACCAGUGGGCUCCGAAUCAUGCCGCACUCGGGUGGUCGUGUUGGCAAGGGUAUCUAUUUUGCCUCAGAGAACAGCAAGUCCGCAGGCUAUGUUACUGCCAUGCACUGUAAGGGCCACCAGGUGGGCUACAUGUUCCUGGGUGAGGUGGCCCUCGGCAAAGAGCACCACAUCACCAUCGAUGACCCCAGCUUGAAGAGUCCACCCCCUGGCUUUGACAGCGUCAUCGCCCGAGGCCAAACAGAGCCUGAUCCCGCCCAGGACAUUGAACUAGAACUGGAUGGGCAGCCUGUGGUGGUGCCCCAAGGCCCACCCGUGCGGUGCCCGUCAUUCAAAAGCUCCAGCUUCAGCCAGAGUGAAUACCUCAUAUACAAGGAGAGCCAGUGUCGCCUGCGCUACCUGCUGGAGAUUCACCUCUGAGCCGCUUGCCCUGCCCAGGUCCUGCCCUGCCGGGCCAUGAUCUUCACCCUCCUCUCCCUGGCUCUCACAGCACUUUGUCUGCUUCCCAAGAAUAUAAUACGUGCCAGGCGCGUUGGCAUACACCAGUAGCCUUAGGUACUCAGGGGGCAGAGGCAAGAAAAACACUUUAUCCCGGGAUCUGGACUCCACCUCGGCUACACAGUAAGACGUGUCUCAAAAAAGAAUUACAAUCAUGAGUCAAAGCUAAAUAACGUUUUGAAGCAGGCUGUGAUUCACGCCUGUAAUCCCAGUACUUGGGAGGCUGAGACAGGAGAAUUGCUGUGAGUUCAAGGACAGCCUGGGUGAGAUAGUUCCACGUUAGCCUGAGCUAUAGAUGACCCUGCCUUACAAAUACAGAAGCCCAUGUUCCGGUCUGUGAUGGACUGCACGUACUAAGCUUAGACCACCUAAUGACACUGUUGUCACCAGUCUACGUGAGCAGAAUCUACACACAGUGACAAAGUCACUCCGCGGCGUGUUCAUGAGAACGUGUCACCAUCGUGAGGGGAAAACCACUUUUACAUGGUCAGUGCUGUGCAAUAGAUUCUUAAACUCAUUUCCCCUGUCCGACUGAAGUUUGUACACACAUCUUCCUAAACCCCGUUGCUCUUUACUUCGGAGUCCAGCUUUUUUAAGGCUCCAAGUGUGAGAUCACAUGGUGGCUUUUGUCUUUCUGGGCAUGGCUAACUUAACAUCAUGCAGGUCCUCCCAUGUUGUUUCAAAGGCCAUUUUUUUAGGGCUGUCUAAUAUGCCGGUGUGUGUUCACAUCCUCUUUGCCUGUUCACCCAUCAAGGGGACACAGGAUGAUUUGCAAGUUGGUUAUUGUGAAUGGUGCUUAAAAAAAAAAAAAAAAAAAAAGCACCAGCAACUCACUGGUUUAAUUUCCUUUGGAGUAGUGGUAUUGAUGGCUGGAUCCGUCUCAUCUCUCCCUGCCAGGACCCCCUAUAGCUAAAAGAGUGAUUCCCAGUACCCUCUGCUUCCUCUCUGCCUGCUUAUGGCUGUGGCCCCAGACUCUUGCCUCCCAAGGUGAUAUUUAAAGAGACUGACUGGGUAAUGCUUCCUGCCAACUGCCUUACAUUUCUGGCCAUUUGGCGGUUUUUGCUUAGGUUUUAUUUCAGUUCUAUGCUCGAGGACAUGUUAAGGGAGGUACUCCAACACUGAGCUUCCUCCCUGGCUCACAGGCAGGUUUAGGAAACAUGAGGCCUCGCCUCAAUGUGUGUGCUACAGUGGCCUCAGGCUUCCUGCCUCUGCAUGCGGCACCUCCGGCUGCACAUCCCGAAGUGUACGCUCACAGGAGCUGAUAAUGGCCACAUGCAUCCAUCCCGCCUACCCAAGGUUGCCCGGAAGCAUCCUGUCCCCUCUAAUAUCUAAAUAGGAGCCUUGCCACCAGCUCAGGAACCUCCGUUUGGAAAGCCCCAAUUCUGGCUCUGUGGCUUAAGCAUUGCCUGGUGAACCAGGCAUCCCUGUGUGUCUCCUGUCUGAAAGUUAGAAGCAAGCUGAGUCUGUAUCAGAGGAGCACAGAUCCGCAGUCCUCCAAGAUUGGCAGCUGUCAUCUGGAUAUUCAUGUCCUAGCCAGGGGUGCCGGUGCCAGAAAGUGAGGUCAAGGUCCUGUCUGCAGGUCACAUGCUGCUUCCU